Molecule: messenger RNA, 1409 nt
Organism: Tripterygium wilfordii
Lineage: Eukaryota; Viridiplantae; Streptophyta; Magnoliopsida; Celastrales; Celastraceae
Product: cysteine synthase-like
Exons: 11
Coding region: 185-1162 (325 amino acids)
Cellular component (GO): cytoplasm
Molecular function (GO): cysteine synthase activity
Source: RefSeq, a predicted model, not a curated record
GACUAUUGAGAAGCCCAAAGCCGGACCAUCGACCAGAUGAACCGAGAGAAAACAUAAACAAUUCCGAAUUUUGCGGGCUCUCCAAGAAAUUCUCCAUGGCAGCAAGGUUGACCCUCUCAAGAGUCAAGAGGGCAAUCUCAUAAAAUCUUUUGUGUCAAGGAUUUUUGCAGACCUUUUUUUCUUGAUGAAAAUGGAGAGCACAUGUGCAAUCAAGAAAGAUGUCACUGAGUUAAUUGGAAAUACCCCAAUGGUAUAUCUCAACAAUGUUGUUGAAGGUUGUGUAGCUCGUAUUGCUGCCAAGUUGGAAAACAUGGAACCUUGCUCAAGUGUCAAGGACAGAAUCGCACAUAGCAUGAUCAAGGAUGCAGAAGACAAAGGCUUAAUUACCCCGGGGAAGACUGUCCUCAUUGAGCCUACCAGCGGUAAUACUGGCAUCGGUAUGGCAUUUAUUGCAGCAGUAAAGGGUUACAAGGUAAUCCUUGUUAUGCCAGCUACAAUGAGCCUCGAAAGAAGAAUUGUCCUCAAAGCAUUUGGUGCUGAGUUGUACCUCACUAAUCCCGCCAAGGGUUUUAAUGGGGUUCUUGAGAAGUCCGAGGAAAUACUGAGCAAAACACCCGAUGGUUAUAUGCUUAAGCAAUUUGAAAAUCCUGCAAAUCCAAAGAUUCACUAUGAAACCACUGGACCUGAGAUAUGGAAUGACUCGGGAGGGAAAGUUGAUGCCCUGGUUUCAGGGAUUGGGACUGGUGGCACCGUGACUGGUGCUGGAAAGUUCCUGAAGGAGAAAAACCCGGACAUAAAGGUUUAUGGUGUAGAACCAGUUGAAAGUGCAGUCUUGAGUGGAGGAAAACCUGGUCCACAUCUAAUCCAAGGAAUUGGUGCUGGUAUCAUCCCUGCUGUUUUGGAUGUAGAGUUGCUUGAUGAAGUUAUUCAAGUUUCAAGCACGGAAGCUAUUGAUACUGCAAGGUUACUUGCCUUGAAAGAAGGUUUGCUGGUAGGGAUAUCAUCUGGUGCCGCAACAGCUGCUGCAAUAAAGAUAGCAAAGAGAUCUGAAAGUGCCGGAAAACUCAUUGUUGUGAUUUUUCCAAGUCUUGGGGAGCGUUAUCUGUCCUCCGCAAUGUUCGAUUCCAUUAGGGAAGAGGCUCAAAAUAUGUCAUUUGAUUGAGAUGUUACCCAAUUUCGGCAAGUUAUUAUCCUUUUAUGAUAAUUUAAAUAUAUACUUACUGACAUUAGUGCUACACAACCCGUCACCUUUGUUGGAUCAUUUUUGUGCUUCUUUAUUGAAGUCAUGAGAUUUUCUGUAAUAGCCCUUGACCAGUUGAACCUUUUUGCAUUGUCCAAGUUGUCAACGUACUUGAUGAAUGACAAUGGAAGGUGAUCCGCUCUAGUUGAGAAGAACAACGUUAAACAAC